AUGUCGGAGAAGGUUGAGGUCGAGAAGGACAUUGUCAACCAUAUCGAAAGUAUCCCGGGGAACAAUGCAGCCUCCUCGACCAAUGAGAAUGACACUUGGAAGGAACUAUGGCAGAACAGGAGGGUGUUGCUGUGGUGCCUUCUCAUCUUCCUGCUUCCAGUCAACUUCGGUUACGAAAAUGCCAUGAUCGGAAACCUGUUCGCUUCUAGUGCCUUUCAGCUAAGAUUCGGUGUGGAGGUCAAUGGCAGUUGGGCUGUUGCAGCUCGGGAUCAACAGAUCCUUAACGCAGCUCCCACAAUCGGUCUCUUUGCUUCGGCGCUGGCCACCGGUUUCCUUUCAGACUUCCUUGGUAGAAAGAAAGUGGUCAUCUUGGCCUGUAUAAUUUGCAUCGGUGGUGUCAUUCUCCAAUACUUCAGUGAGACAGUGAUGAUGCUUUUCGGUGGGAAACUAGUUGCAUGCUUUGGAUUUGGUCUGGGACAUUCUCUUGGCCCCGUCUGGGUGGCGGAAUUGGCGCCCAACUCGAUCCGUGGUAUCUGUCUUGCUCUGAUUAACACCAUGAUCGUGAUAGGACAAUGGUUGUCCUCUCUUUGCAUCUACGCCACCUCAUUCAGAGAUAACGAUUUAGCCUGGCGGAUUCCCCUGAUCACCCAAAUCAUCAUGCCAGGUCUCCUAUUAAUCAUCGGUCUCCCUCUGCUCCCCGAGUCACCAACAUGGCUCUUAAUGCGUGGCCGAGAUGAAGAAGCCCACAAGGCUCUCAAAAGGUUCAACGGCCCGAGGUUCGACGCCGACAGCGCACUGCAGAUUAUGCGCAACGCUUUGGAGAUGGAGAAGAGUGCAACCGAAGCGCAAAGCUCCGCCAGCUACCUAGACUGCUUCCGGGGGCCCAACCUUCGCCGAACAACUAUCAUCUGCAUGGUAUACCUUGCGCAGCAGUUCCUCGGUGUCAACUUUGUCUCUGGCUAUCUGACCUACUACUUCGACCUCGCUGGAGUGGGCAACGCUCUGGCUGUCGCUCAAGGCGCCUACGCUAUCCAACUUUUUGGUAACAUGUGCUCAUGGCCCUUGAUUGAGCGAAUUGGAAGACGUUCCAUGCUUGUCUACGGCUCCAUAAUCAUGACCGUUGGUCUCUUGAUCAUUGGCUGCAUCAAUAUCAAGAUCACCGAGGCCUCGCUCAAGGCUACAGUUGCUCUGAUGUGUCUCUGGGGAUGGUUGUACCAAGGGUCCCUCGGAGCCGUCGCCUACGCCGUCGGUGGUGAAACUCCCACGCCCCGUUUACGGCAAAAGACCUACGCUAUCAAUAUUAUGAGCGCAACCGCCGUUUCCUGUAUGGUGAACCAGGUCCUCCCGUACCUGAUUAAUCCCGAUAAAGCCAACCUGGGUGGCAAGAUUGGGUUCAUCUUCUUUGGCCCUUCUGUUCUGGUUUGCAUUUAUCUUUUCUUCUGUGUGCCUGAAAUGCAAGGCCGUACUCCUGAGGAGCUGGAGGAGAUGUUUACUGUUGGGGUCCCGGCAAGGAAGUUCCAGACUUAUAUAUAUAUUUGA
Aspergillus pseudotamarii is the source of this 1539-nucleotide messenger RNA. Its product is annotated as general substrate transporter. Gene Ontology annotation, biological process: transmembrane transport; carbohydrate transport. Gene Ontology annotation, cellular component: membrane. The record is from RefSeq and is a predicted model, not a curated record. Bases 1 to 1539 code for a protein of 512 amino acids. The transcript is spliced from 5 exons. NCBI's taxonomy places the organism in Eukaryota, Fungi, Ascomycota, Eurotiomycetes, Eurotiales, Aspergillaceae. Gene Ontology annotation, molecular function: carbohydrate:proton symporter activity.